Parasteatoda tepidariorum (common house spider) is the source of this 3048-nucleotide messenger RNA. RefSeq names its product dorsalin-1. Lineage: Eukaryota; Metazoa; Arthropoda; Arachnida; Araneae; Theridiidae. Gene Ontology annotation, cellular component: extracellular region. The record is from RefSeq and is a predicted model, not a curated record. Gene Ontology annotation, molecular function: growth factor activity; cytokine activity.
CAUUUGUCUGCUGUUUGUAACUAUGUUUCAUUUUGUCAAAUAAUGGAGGAAAAAACGAGAAGAAAAGAAAAGAAAAAAAAACUAGAAAGAUAGUUCUUUAAAACAUUUUCUGUGAGCCGUGUGAGAAUUCGGUGAACAUUCCAUAACGUCUUUUAAUAAUGUUACCGUUGAUAGAGGUAGGGAAGAACUUCAUCAGAUUUGAAAUAAAUUUUACCUCUCGCCAACUCAAUGACUUCCUUAACAACUUCCAGAGGCGCCAAAUCAAUUUACACGUUCUUGUGUAAUUUUUUCUUUUUUUCAUGGUGGAAUAGUGUUUUUCCACAACAGCAUGGCGACCUGAGGACGCAGACGAUUAUCCAUAUAAACAGAUAUAUUUUGAAGACUAACUUAUUUCUUUGGGUUACUUAUGUUCUGUGAACUUCGUUUCUGAAAUUGCUGCAUUUUUUAAACAGUCAGACUAUUUUUAUUUUAUUUUAUUGAAUCUAACGUUUUAUUUUGGUUGUAUGCCUUGAUGUGUAACAGGUUUUAGUUUGUUCUCAAUUAAAUGAUUUCUUGUUCGUAAUUUGGAAUGAUAUCUAAUCGAAUCUGCUAUUUAUUUGAGUGAUAGAUAAUUUUUGUUCGAAUGAUAUCUACAAUUGAAUGAUACCCAAUAUCUGUUCGAAUGGUUUCUAAUAUUGAUUGAUAUCUAAUAUCUGUUCGAUUAAUGUCGAAUAUCUGUUUAAAUGAUAUCUAUAUUUUCGCUCUUAAUAGAUAAAAAAAAUCAAUAUUUUGAUAUUGUGUCAAUAUUCAUUAAGUAAAAUGAGUACAUGAUGCUUACAGAAAUUAUGGUUUAAAAUUGUGCUAAAUUUGAAUAUCCUUUAGAAUUAGAACGUUUUUGCUGCAUUUUGGGAAUUGGAAAUAGUUUUGGAAGUGAAAACAUUCACUUUUACUUAUAGAGGCGGCGGUUAGUUCUGAAUCUGGAAUUUUAAAAUAUCGAAUUGCUUAUUUCAAUCUCAAACUACUGAUUAGAUUAAAGAGUUCGAGCUAAGUGUUAACUAUAGCUAAAAAUGGACAUUAUAGCGCCAAUAUUUAUGUUUAGAUAGCGUUAUUUAUUUUGUGAAAAUUCAAUGUGAAAUAUAAAUACAUUAUGAAAUAUUCGAAAGCUGAUUAUAUCUUCUUAUGCUUCAUCUGGGCAAGAGCUGUGUUUAACUGUUAUGGCCUAGGUUAUCCGCAGAUAGUGGAAGAUAGCUCUUACAGCAAAAUCGCUUUACAGCAACUUCUACAGCUGUUUGGUUUGGAGAGAAACAAUACAGAACCAAAAUCUCAUCCACACCCACCACAGUACAUGUUAGAUUUGUACCGUGCUUUCUCCAAAGGUGAGAGAAGUGAAUACCAUUCCCGGCACCCCACUGCUAACACAAUACGAAGCUUUUUUGAAAAAGGUGAAUUUUCAGAUGAUCAUCAAUAUAAUUUUGAAAUCAUCAACGGUACAUUUAGUCACGAAGAGAUAAUAGCUGCAGAAUUUCAUUAUUUCUUUGAUAGACAAGCUUUCAGGGCUCAUCCAUCGUCUCAUAUCAUCCAGGUUUUACUUUAUGAAGUUUCAAAAAAUUCAAGCAGAAAUCUGUUAGAGGCCCGUUUGAUUAGUACUUAUUCACCAGGAUGGGAAGUUUUUAAAAUCACGUCUACAGUUAAAAAAUGGAGAAAUAGUACAACAUUAAAUCAAGGAUUUGUGAUUGAAACGUUGGAUUUGUCUGGACGAAUAUCAAGAACAAGAUCAGUUUCAGUCAACAAACCGAUACUCAUUGUUUUCAGCUUGGAUAGGAGGAGACUGAAAUCUUUCAUGACUUCUGCAGCAAGGUCAAAAAGUCCAAGAUUGCCAUCUGUUCCUUCAUUGGCAGAAAGAGAACAUAUUUUCGAGCCAUCGACUUCUAAUGAAAUAAGUUCGAGAAACACUAGGUCGACAAACGCAAACGAUAAAGAACUUUGUGCCAGACGUGAACUACGAGUCGACUUUGAAAAACUAGGCUGGUCGUCGUGGAUUAUUUCCCCAAAAUAUUAUGACGCAUAUGUGUGUUCUGGAGCGUGUGCUUUUCCCCUCGGCCAAAAUCAAAGACCAACAAAUCAUGCAACGGUUCAGAGCAUUGUUCACGAAUUGGGUCUUAUGCCUGGGAUCGAUGCACCUUGCUGCGUUCCAACCGAUCUGCAUUCGCUCAGUUUACUCUAUUUCGAUGAACAGAUGAACGUUGUGCUCAAGCAAUACGAAGAAAUGGUCGCUGUUGGAUGCGGAUGCCAAUAGACAGAAUACUUCCAUGUAAAUGUAGCAUAAUCGUUUCUCUUUGGAUAUAAUCGACGACCAAUAAACUAUACCAUAGUUCUAGACUAUUGUUGAGUAACUUGCUGCAAUGGCUGGUAUAACUUCCAUCUCCAAAUUUACUCUUUUCAUGAACGUUUUUCUCAAGCAUUACGAAGUAAUGGUCACCGUUGGAUGCAGCUGCCUGUAGACAGUCUACUUCAAUGUAAAUGUAGCAUGUGCGUUUCUCUUUGGACAGAAUCGACGACCAAUAAACUAUACCACAGUUCUAGACUAUUGUUGAGUAACUUGCUGCAAUGGCUGGUAUAACUUCCAUCUCCAAAUUUACUCUUUCCAUGAACGUUUUUCUCAAGCAUUACGAAGUAAUGGUCGCCGUUGGAUGCAGCUGCCUAUAGACAGUCUACUUCAAUGUAAAUGUACCAUAUGCCUUUCUCUUUGGACAGAAUCGACGACCAAUGAACUAUACCACAGUUCUAGAGCAUUAUCCAGUACCUUAAUGCAAUGGCUGCCAUAACUCUAAAUUUACUCGAUUUUUAUGAACUUUGUUCUCAAGCAUUACGAAGUAAUGGUUGCCAUAGGUUACUUUUCCAGUAUACAGACUGCUGUAACAGGAAUAAUGAUAAAACAUUUUUUCCUACAUUUAGCAUCAGCAAUAUUGUUAUCUACUUUGUAUACUUGUCGACUGAUGUUAUUGUUUUUUAAGUUGUUAUUCCACAAUAAAACGACUUAUUAAAUUAAAAUAUUGUAAAGAAAGCUGA